AUGGCUUCCGCCCUAUCCUCUGCUCCGGCUUUCGCUUUCAAAACCAACGUGGGCCGACCGCGUGUGAGCAUCAGCCGCCUCAUCCAGUGCAAAGAGAGCCGAAUCGGUGUCAAGGCGAUCCCCGUUCCCAAGGGCGUGGAUGUGAAGCUGGACGGCCACAACUUUGUCGUGAAGGGUCCCAAGGGCGAGCUCGCGCGGACUCUAUCCACUCUCGUCACGGUGUCGAGGGAGGAGAAUGGUGACAUUCGUCUGGUCCGUAAUGUGGAGACGCGGGAGGCAGGUGCCCAACACGGUCUCGCCCGUGCGCUCCUGAACAACAUGGUGGUGGGUGUGUCCACCGGCUUCACGCGCACGCUCAUGCUUGUGGGAGUGGGUUACCGAGCCGCAGUCUCGGGGACGAAGCUGACGCUCAAUCUGGGCUACUCCAAGCCGGUGGAGCUGGCUAUUCCAGGCGGCGUGGAGGUGUCUGUGGUGAAGAACACCACCGUGAACAUCCAUGGCUACGACAAGGAGGUCGUCGGGCAGUUUGCCGCGACCAUCAGGGCCAAGCGGCCGCCGGAGCCGUACAAGGGCAAGGGCGUGCGCUACUCGGACGAGAUCGUGCGGCGGAAGGAGGGGAAGAAGGGGAAGUGA
This is a messenger RNA of Auxenochlorella protothecoides, 633 nucleotides long. RefSeq names its product 50S ribosomal protein L6, chloroplastic. The coding region runs from base 1 to 633 and encodes 210 amino acids. Gene Ontology annotation, molecular function: rRNA binding; structural constituent of ribosome. Gene Ontology annotation, cellular component: ribosome. Lineage: Eukaryota; Viridiplantae; Chlorophyta; Trebouxiophyceae; Chlorellales; Chlorellaceae. The transcript has 5 exons. The record is from RefSeq and is a predicted model, not a curated record. Gene Ontology annotation, biological process: translation.